UUAUUUUUUUUUAAACUGAAAUACACACAAUGACAAAUGUAUAAGCUAUGUGAUUCAAUUAAUGUAAUACACAAUAUGUAAAUAUUAGCUUCACACAAAUAUACAGUACUAUCAUCAAACAAAUACUUCUGAGUGUUUAAACUAUUUCGAUGGUGGAAAUAUACGAUUGGCAGACAUUUUAAGUCCUCAAAACAUCCAUUGAAACAGUGCACAAAAAUAGUUUUUCAUAUUAGUAUCAAACUUAACCACUUUCCACCUUAAUAUUGAGUUACAUAAACAAGUUAAACAGUUUACUUACAGACUUAUCUUUUCCAAGGCUUGUAAGAGCUAACACAACUUGUCUACUUCUCAAUUGUCUCAACCCGGAAGUGCCCAAACUAAUGACGCAUAGUAUUUUCAUAUGGCCACAAGGUGUCAGUAAGAGUCUACAAUCAAACUAAUGACGCGUAGUAUUUUCAUAUGGCCACAAGGUGUCAGUAAGAGUCUACAAUCAAACUAAAGACGCGUAGUAUUUUCGUAUGGCCACAAGGUGUCAGUAAGAGUCUACAAUCAAACUAAUGACGCGUAGUAUUUUCAUAUGGCCACAAGGUGUCAGUAAGAGUCUACAAUCAAAUGGGCAUAACAUUGCAGGUCCCACAGGCCAUUUCCUGUACGUGGGAAGGGAUUCGUUCCCAGGGAUUCGAAUAAAGAACCAACUCUUUUUCUUUACUAGAGUGGCCUCGAUAACGGGAACCGGUUCUCAAAAAGGGAUUCGAGUCCAUGGAAUUGGUUCUUUUCUUAUCGAACAACCGGGAGAACCAAUUUCGAACAUCAUCCCUAAUGACACAGUACAUAGAAAGACAAGGGACAAAGGGAUUGCAUUCUGCAAUUAGGUUGGGAAUAAUAAUCAAUUAGUCAAUUAAGACUGUAGUCAAUGUGGAACUGAUUGUUAAUUAACGGCGUCUUGAAACAAACGCUGAAGAAUGGGGUACACCACAUGGCUGCUCUAGUCUAGUUUGGUGUCAACAAACAUAAAACAGAAUAAGUAAAGUUGAGCUACGUACAUCCCUAGAUUGACAUAAAAAACAAUAAUUAUCCUUAAUUUCAACUGUUGUCUACCAAGGAAAUGGAGUGAAAUUCCCAUGGCUAUUCAGGUUUAGUUUUUGUUAUGUUUUGUGGAAAAGAUUACAGGCUUUUAGGCUUGAUAUGUAUACCUUUAUAUUGAAAGUUUAUUUCUGAGGUUGGUAAUGCAUGUAUUUAUUAGUUUAUUUGAUAGAGACAACUACAUCCAUUUCACAUGGCAUAUACAGUGCAUCCGGAAAGUACUUCCACAUUUUGUUAUUUGUUACAUCCUUAUAACAAAAGGAAUUAAAUUCCUUUUUGUUCCCCAAAUUGUACACACAAUACCCCACAAUGACAAUGUGAGAUACUUUUAGUUUUUUAGAAAUGUUUGCCAAUAUUUAGAAAAACAAUACCAAAGAAAUCACAGGUACGUAAGUAUUCACAGCCUUUGCCAUGAAGCCCAAAAGUGGCCCCUGGGGCAUCCUUUUUCAACUAAUCAUCCUUGAGAUGUUCCUACAGCUUAUUUGGAGUGCACCUGUGGUAAAUUCAGUUGGCUGGACAUGAUUUGGAAAGGCCCACACCUGUCGAUAUAUAAGCUCCCACAUUUGACAGUGCGUGGCACAGUACAAACCAAGAAUGAAGUAAUUGUCUGUUGACCUUCAAGACAAUAUUGGGGAAGAUCUGUGGAAAGGUACAGAAAAAUAUCUGCUGCCUUGAAGGUCCCAAUGAGCACAGUGGCCUCCAUCAUCCGUAAAUGGAGCAAGUUUGGAACCAUCAGGACUUUUCCUCCAGCUGGUCAACCAGCGAUCAGGAGAGAAGAGCCCUAGUCAGGGAGGUGACCAAGAACCCGAUGGUCACUCUGUCAGAGCUACAUCAUUCCUCUGUGGAGAGAGGAGAACCUUCCAGAAGGACAACCAUUUCUGCAGCAAACCACCAGUCGGGCCUGUAUGGUAAGGUGCCCAGUAUGGUAAGGUGCCCAGACGGAAACCAUUCAUUCAUUAAAAAAGCUUGCCAAAAUGCAUCCAAAAGACUCUCAGACCAUGAGAAACAUUUCUCUGGUCUAAUGAGACAAAGAUUGAACUUUUUGGUGUGAAUGCCAGGCAUCAUGUUUGGAGGAAACCAGACACCGCUCAUCACCAGGCCAAUACCAUCCCUACAGUAAGCCUUGGUGGUGGCAGCAUCACGGUGCGGGGAUGGUUUUCAGCGGCAGGAACUGGGAGACUAUGAAUGCAGCAAUGUAUAGAGACAUCCUAAAUGAAAAGCUGCUCGAGAGCGCUCUUUAACUCAGACUGGGGAAACAGGACAACGACCCUAAGCACACAGCCAAGAUAUCAAAGGAAUGACUUCAGGACAAGUCUGUAAAUGUCCUUGAUAGGCCCAGCCAGAACCCAGCCGGAGCCCAGCCAGAACCCAGCCGGAGCCCAGCCAGAACCCAGCCAGAGCCCAGCCGAAGCCCAGACUUGAAUCCCAUUGAACAUCUCUGAAAAGAUCUGAAAAUGGCUGUGCACCGAUGCUUGGAGCUUGAGAGGUGCUGCAAAGAGGAAUGGGCAAAGAUAGGUGUGUCAAGCUUAUGGCAUCUUAUUCAAAAAGACUUGCUGUUAAAGGUGCAUCAACAAAGUGUUGAGCAAAGGCUGUGAAUUUUUACAGUAUGUACAAUAUUUAUUUGUUUUUUAUUUUUAAUACAUUUACACACACAAAAGAAUGUAUUCCAUUUUGGAAUAAGGCUGUAACAGAACAAAAUGUGGAAAAAGUGAAGCGCUGUGAAUACUUUUCGGAUUAACUGUAUUCUAGCACUUGUAGCCAAAGCUCAUUUGCAAUGGUCGUCCCAAGAAGAGAGAAAUAAAAACAACACUUACUCAUAAACAAUAAAGCAGUUAAACUACACUCAAGAAGGGCAUAAAAUAUAUCGGAGUGAAUAUUUAAUGGUCACGUGACUAACUUCCUUUGAAAUGACAUUUUGGUUUUAUAUCCAAAGUGACCUUGGUGUGAGUUCAGGACUCAAGGAGUUGCACAGGUUAGAACCACGGACAGAAAAGGCUGGCUGUCCAAAAUAUGUUUUUCUCAGGUGCACUUUAACGUUUCCACUGUACUGUACUGUACCACAAGCUUGCUGAGAGCGGAAGGGUCUUGCUUGUAGUAGUUGUAGUUUUAAAACAAUAUUUAAGACUAAAAACAUGUCAUGUCUGCAGAACCAGCCAAUGGUGUGUUGAAAUAGGUUUCCUUUUGACAAUCUGCAGUGUUUGGUUGUAAAUCAUUCUCAACAAUUUGACUGUUGUGGAUGUCCCCUGUGACCAGGAUGUUAAACAAUAACUGAUGACAAUAUAAGAUGCACAUUGGGGAUAUUCUAUAGUUUCCCAGAAGACAUGCUGACUACUGGUCAAGAGGGGAAGUUUGCAAAUCAUAGUAGGCAGGAUUAAAACUGUCAUGCGGAGUUUCUGUUACCAACAUAUAAAUGGAAAACCCAGCGGCCCUCGAGUGUUUUUCUCCAGCAAACUUCAAGAUGCAUUCCUCCAUAGGAAGUAUUUUUCUUCUGCUUUGCUGCUUUGAUGGUCUGGUCCUCGGUGAGCUCCACCAGGACUUUUCCGAGUGCCUCGAUUUCUUCUAUAAGGGAACACCACCGCAGGGUAUCGACUCAGUGGGAUACCAACCAAUAUGUCAGCGCUUUAACAACCAGUACCGCUUUGCCAGCAUGUACCACCGUCAGAGUCGUGCACCUUUGUAUUCUGCGUACAUUAUCAGCUCGGCAAAUGGGAAACGGCCAAAAUCAACAUGGAUGUAUGAACCACAGUUGGCAUUCUCCCGUGCAAGCCCCGAAAUGAAACCAUUCAAUUCCACAGUGGAUCAGAAUGUGAUGGAGAGUCAAGCAGCGCCUCAGGAUUACACUCAUUCCAACUACACCAGAGGCCAUCUCACUCCCAGCAUGCACCACAAUACCAAAGACGACCGCGCCGCCACAUUCACCCUGACCAACAUUGUUCCUCAGCGGAAUGGUUCCAACUCUGGUCCCUGGAGAUCCCUGGAGGAGGAAGUGAAGAGAAAGUUUGAGAGGUUCUGUGAGGGUCCAAUGUACGUGAUCACAGGGGCCAUGCCUUAUGCAGACGGAGCUCACUGGAUCAAUAACAGAGUGUCGGUUCCCGAGUACAUGUGGUCCGCCUACUGCUGCCCCUCCUAUAAGGCCAAGCUUCCCCGGGAUGUGCGGCCCACCUUCCCUGCGUACGCAGCUGUGGGCAGGAAUGAUGGUGACAGCGGAGAGGAGUUUGUGCCAGUUAACCCCAAAGCCAGGGCCUCAGUGCGUGGAUACGAUGUGAGGAAGAUGCCUCUGGACAUCCUGGAGGGGAUUCUGGCACAAAGGCUAGCCAUGCCCAUUAGUUUGUUUGAUGGCCGGUGUCAGUAACUGUCACCACUCUCAUCAAGUCUGUUAUCUUUAAACACUUCAUUUAAUCAACAAUCAUUUUGUCUGUAUCA
Molecule: messenger RNA, 4506 nt
Organism: Entelurus aequoreus (snake pipefish)
Lineage: Eukaryota; Metazoa; Chordata; Actinopteri; Syngnathiformes; Syngnathidae
Product: endonuclease domain-containing 1 protein-like
Exons: 2
Coding region: 3494-4435 (313 amino acids)
Molecular function (GO): nucleic acid binding; hydrolase activity; metal ion binding
Source: RefSeq, a predicted model, not a curated record